Molecule: messenger RNA, 1167 nt
Organism: Alternaria ethzedia
Lineage: Eukaryota; Fungi; Ascomycota; Dothideomycetes; Pleosporales; Pleosporaceae
Exons: 3
Coding region: 1-1167 (388 amino acids)
Source: RefSeq, a predicted model, not a curated record
AUGAGUCUAUCGCAAUAUACCUCGCCAGAGUUUCUGGCCGAGGAUCGAGGCCCAACUAUCAAAGCGACAGCCUGCCUGCUGAUCUUUUUCUGCACAUCUUUUGUUGCCUUACGUUACUACUCACGCUAUCUCACGAGUACCGCGUUGAACAUCGAAGAUGUUCUCGUUCCUUUUGCAUGGCUAGCUGAGGUGGGCCUUUGCAUUGUUGGUAUCGUCAUGGUCGAAAAAGCCAGCACUGGACGACAUAUGGCCUACAUUGCGUCCACAGAUCCGGCAAAGAUAUCCGAGCACUUCAAAGGCAUUAUGAUACAAGAGGUCCUGCAUCCAGCAGCUGUCGCAUUCCCAAAGCUCACCGUUGUACUGCUCUACUUGCAUAUCCUUACCAACAAGUACGAGCGCCUGGCUGCUAAGACGCUACUCGUUCUCAUUCUUUCUACGUGGAUCUCUUUCACCGUAGCUGUCGGGUUCCAGUGCAUGCCUUUCAGGUUCAAUUGGGACAAGAACAUUCCGAACGGAAGAUGCUUCAACGUUCAAGUCUUCGCGAACAGCUCUAGCGUACCUAACAUCGCAACCGAUUUGGCCGUCUUGAUACUACCUCUAAGAACAGUGUGGUGUCUGAAGAUCAGUGUUGGAAGAAGAAUUGGGCUGUUACUCAUUUUCCUGACCGGAAGCGUUGGUAUCGUCGCAUCCAUAAUCCGCACCGUCGUAUUCGCCCAGACCCUCGCAGAAGCCGGUCCUCUUACAGAUGUAACAUGGAACCAUGUUGCGCUCAUAAACUGGACAAUGAUAGAGCCCGGCAUGUAUCUUCUCAGCGCUUGUGCCCUCUCAUUCAAACCUCUUCUUCGGAUGUUUGCCAAGGCCCUCCAUCUUCAGGGCUUUGUUACACAUACAAAGUCUACUGUCGGUGUGACUAGAAGUCAUGUCAAAAGAACAUUCACAUCGACCCACACGCAGCCUGAAGUCUUCGAGCUCGGGAACGUCUCCGAGUUUGGCAAGUUUCACCGAUUGAGCGACGAUAAUGCGAGCAGUAGUACGAGUGGGAUUGACGAGGGAGGAAUAGAAAUACCCGCAACGAAGACCAUUGAACUGAGUUCACAGAGAAGACUCGACGAUGAGCGUUGGGACAGCAGGGAUCUAGCGAGCGACCACUUUGGGAGGGCGGUUUGA